GACCUAUUGUCAUGUUUUAAAUUUAGCAACUCCUGGCGGAUCCUAAUCCCGUGAACUUUAACCUUGCGCAUCAAUAAAAGUGCGAAGAAGAAUUGUUAAAGAGCUGUACAAGUGGUCAUCCAUCAAUUCAAUUAUUUGAAGUAGCCUAUUAUCAUAAAAAAAUGUCAAAUGUUUCCUGGAGGAAGAGGGACCUGGAUGGGAACAUUCUACCCCAACAUUGGAAUAAGAAUCGAUCUGUUAAACCUUCCAGCUCUCUGGAGUCCCCAGAGGUCGAGGAGACACAUGAGAUUCCUCUACAGGUCCCAAGUCUUGUGUGUCUGCUUCCAAUUCCUCCACCAUCCCAAAUCUGCUUCUGUGGUCCAAGCCAAGGUUUCACCAUCAUCCCAGGAAAGCAGACCGUGUUGGUGACUAUCAAUGGUCCAUACAACGUUUGCCUGCCUUCUGUGUGCUGUCCAACUUGUUCCACCAAAUGGUCCCCGAGCAUAGGUGACUUGCUUGGAUACAAAUACUGGCCAGCAACCGACAGCUGCAAAAUUAUUUUUAAGUUUGAUGUGUUCACAUCAUUCGAGCAAAUGAAAUUGGCCAGCCCAGCAUUAUCCCAGAAAGUAUUUAUAAAAAUGCUUGAACAUCGAUCGUUCUCCACAGGAAGGACAGGCAGAAUCUGUAGCGAUACCUUCCACAGAGUCUUUCGGGAGUUUGCCUUCUGUAAUUACAGACAAGAAGAUCUGUGCCUGGUGGAGCCCUUUAAAUGCCCAGCAUGCACACCUGACAUGCUGGCUAUUGCUGUAGAUGGCAAUAGAAAGCAUUAUCGCUUCAAGAAGUCCAGAGGGACAGAUGAACCGUCUCUAUUUGAUGGACUGUUCAUUGCCCAGGACAGUAAAGUGUCUGCCUUUGUCGACAAAAUCAGGAGCCAGAUGACGAUUAAAAGUGGUCGUGAUGUUUGUGGACCGGCAACAUUCACAGCUUGCAGAGAAACCUCACACAAGUCCAGGGCCAAGGUGGAUGAGGAAGGCCUGCAAAUAGCUGUGUGCAGACAUGGCAUCUUGCUACAAGGCCUAAAUCACUACCGUGGUGAAAUAUAUGCCUACCCAAUGUUCCUGCAGAAGGAGCUGGCUGAAGUUGCGAAUGCAACAUUCUUUUGUAUGGAUGUUGCCUGCAGGUACUGGCCUUAUUUGGAGAAGAUGGCAGCAAAGUUGCCUGAGCUCCAACCACUUACAGAGAUGAAACCUUUUAUCUCUGUAAUGCACGCCAAGGCCCACACAGGCAAAUGUGAGGUGAAGUGGGGUGGCAGAAGCCAGGAAGGUGCUGGAAAUACUGUUGGCGAGGAAGUGGAACAGGUUAACAGCUUCCUCUCAAGGGCAGCUCUGACAAACAAAUACAUGACCAAAUCAGCUAGAGCAGAUAUGAUAACCGUGCUGGCUAUGCAAUGGAACCACAGGAAGGUGGAGAAUCUCCACAAGACACUCUCAAAGAGAUUUGUCAAAACUACACAGAGAGCACAAACUGAAGUGGACAAUCUUGAGUCUCAAGCAAGAGCUGAACAUCUCCCUGGAGGACAUGGAGCAGUGGGUGUUGGAGGUCAAGCAAUGGGCAGCCACUGAGAAACAUGGAGACCAGAGUAGCCAGGAGGAGCUCCAGAGAGAAAUAGAUGACAUUAUUUAUUCCCUCCGAAGAAAGUAACACGACCUCUAUCGACAAAAUGACAGCAACCACACAAAGCAACGCAAACGGAGAAGACUGACAGAGCUCAAGAAGAAACUCAGAGAGAGGAUACUGCAGUACAACACCAUUGAUACCUGUACAGAGACAAUUGACACAGAAGCAGCAUGCAGUCUGUCUGAGGAUGUCAUUCUGCCCUGGGAGGUGCAAGGAGAUGUGGUGAACCUGCGCACUAAGAGGCGACUUUUUGACCAGGUUGUGCUGGUCAGGCGUAUGGAAGAGGAGAAAGUCAUCAUUGUGAAGGAGAUGACCCAGCAUUGUCAAAAUCUGAGGCAGGCACUGGACAAACUGGACCACCCCCUUCAUCAGACAAAAGACGACAUCAGGAACCAAAUUUCUCUAAGCGAUAUAACAGAAGAGGGAUACAGGGGACUGCACUGCUGUCUUUUACACCAUCAAUAUCUUCUGGAGCAGAAACUGAGCAGAGUCACCAGCACCUACAGCUGUAUUGGCACGGACUCGUCUUUUCUCAUGAUGGAGGAAGACAUUGAAGACGUGAUGAGGACAACGAACAGGACGGUGAUGAGGACAACAAACAGGACGGUGAUGAGGACAACGAACAGGACGUGAUGAGGACAACGAACAGGACGGUGAUGAGGACAACAAACAGGACGGUGAUGAGGACAACAUACAGAACGGUGAUGAGGACAACGAACAGGACGGACAACGAACAGGACGGUGAUGAAGACAACAAACAGAACGGUGAUGAGGACUACAAACAGGACAACGAACAGGACUUAACAAGUCUAUUGUAUUGUGUUGUAUGCAUGUGAACGUAUUAAAACGAGUAUUACGAUUGAA
This is a messenger RNA of Gymnodraco acuticeps, 2520 nucleotides long. RefSeq lists its product as uncharacterized. The coding region runs from base 162 to 1601 and encodes 479 amino acids. The transcript is spliced from 16 exons. NCBI's taxonomy places the organism in Eukaryota, Metazoa, Chordata, Actinopteri, Perciformes, Bathydraconidae. The record is from RefSeq and is a predicted model, not a curated record.